CGGGGCGGGGCCCGCGCGGUCACGUGGGCAGGAUGCCUAUACGGUCGCCCUUCCUAGACCGAGGGGACGGAGAUCUUAGCGCUCUCGGGAUUCGGACUCCCCGCCGAUAUGGCCGUUUGGGACGAGUGCAGGAGCUGCUUGACGCCGGGCCUGCUGCAGCACCAACUGGCCAUCGUCACCGGAGGGGCCACGGGUAUCGGAAAGGCCAUCGCCACGGAGCUGCUGCACCUGGGGUGUAAUGUGGUCAUUGCAUCUCGUAACUUUGAUAGAUUAAAAUCUGUUGCAACGGAACUGAAGGCCAGUCUGCCCCCCAACAACCAGGCUCAGGUCACUCCCAUAAAAUGCAACAUCCGCAAUGAAGAGGAGGUGGAGAAUUUGGUCAGAUCCACCUUAGAUGUUUACGGUAAGAUCAAUUUUUUGGUAAACAAUGGAGGAGGCCAGUUCACGUCUCCUACAGAACACAUCAGUGCAAAGGGAUGGCAUGCUGUGAUUGAGACCAACCUGACGGGCACCUUCUACAUGUGCAAAGCAGUUUACAAGUCCUGGAUGAAAGAGCACGGAGGAUCUAUUGUCAAUAUUAUUGUCCUUACUAGAAACGGAUUUCCAGGAUUUGUGCAUUCUGGAGCCGCUAGAGCAGGGGUUUACAACCUCACCAAGUCCUUGGCUGUGGAAUGGGCUAGCAGUGGAGUAAGGAUCAACUGUGUUGCCCCUGGAGUCAUUUAUUCCCCGACUGCUGUUGAAAACUAUGGUCCGUUGGCAAAAAACACAUUUGCAAGGUUCUUUAAGAGAAUCCCAGCUAAGCGAAUUGGAGUUCCUGAGGAGAUCUCCCCGCUGGUCUGCUUCCUGCUGUCCCCUGCGGCUUCCUUCAUCACCGGACAGUUGGUGGAUGUGGACGGGGGCCAGUCCUUGUACACGCACAUCUUCGAUGUACCAGACCACGACAACUGGCCUGACGGAGCAGGGGACCUUUCUGUCGUCAAACAGAUGAAGGAGGAUUUCAGGAGUAAAAGCAAGCUCUAAGCUAAGGAAACUACACGUGUCUUUUGUCUCCAAAUGCCUUAAUGUCUCAAGAGUGCACUUUGGUACUUUCCAGGAGCUGAUAAUAUGAAGGGAACUAUCACUUUCUGCCUUUUAAUGUUAUCAGUCAUGCCUAUGCAAAAACUGUUCUUGAAAUAAUGCAUGUUUAAGCCCCAAACAACACUGUUUAGCCUGUGAUUAAAGAUUUCUGCUUUAGGAAUGGGGCUUAACAUACUUUAUGAUGAUGCCUUUCAUUUCUAAGCAAGCUAAUUGAAAAAUGAAAUCAUUUUAAAUUAUUAAUAGAGGUAUCAUGAUCUCCCAAAAAGGUUUUAAUAUUUGGUUGUAAAGGUGGGCAGUAAACCUGGCCUCUGGAUGAUUCUUAAAACUCUGUAUAUAGAAGAUAUACAGUGUAUAGAGAUAGACAGUGAUUCAUGUCUCAUGGUGGGUAUCAUGCUUUUGGAGCCAUAAAGCUUUAUGAUAAUAAUCGAUGAUGAUUUGUUUUGUUCAUGAAGUUAGAUUUGCAUAAAGCCUCUUGAAUCAGAAGAGAAGUAGAGUCAUGUGCAGCAUUUCUUGGAA
Mustela erminea (ermine) is the source of this 1593-nucleotide messenger RNA. RefSeq names its product peroxisomal trans-2-enoyl-CoA reductase-like. Gene Ontology annotation, cellular component: peroxisome. Bases 109 to 1020 code for a protein of 303 amino acids. Gene Ontology annotation, biological process: phytol metabolic process. Gene Ontology annotation, molecular function: trans-2-enoyl-CoA reductase (NADPH) activity. NCBI's taxonomy places the organism in Eukaryota, Metazoa, Chordata, Mammalia, Carnivora, Mustelidae. The transcript is spliced from 9 exons. The record is from RefSeq and is a predicted model, not a curated record.